CAUUCGUAUUACAGCCCAACAAAAUAAGGGUAUCUGAAAUCAACCCCUCAAAUAAAAACCCUAGAUCGGCCAUUAGGGUUUUUAUUCUUCUCCGCUAAGCUCAUUCCCUCUCCAUCUGCACCCUCGGCUGCUAUCUCAAACUUCAAAAAUGGCACCGGAGAAGAAGUUAUCGAACCCUAUGAGAGACAUCAAGGUGCAGAAACUUGUUCUCAAUAUUUCUGUUGGUGAGAGUGGUGAUCGUCUUACCAGAGCUGCUAAGGUGUUGGAGCAACUUAGCGGUCAGACCCCUGUUUACUCCAAAGCCAGGUACACUGUCCGAUCCUUCGGUAUCAGACGUAAUGAAAAGAUUGCUUGCUAUGUUACUGUCAGAGGUGAGAAGGCUAUGCAGCUUCUUGAAAGUGGUUUGAAGGUCAAGGAGUACGAGUUGCUAAGGAGGAACUUUAGUGACACUGGUUGCUUUGGAUUUGGUAUCCAAGAACACAUUGAUCUUGGAAUUAAGUAUGAUCCAUCUACUGGUAUUUAUGGGAUGGACUUCUACGUUGUGCUUGAGCGCCCUGGUUACCGUGUAGCCCGUCGCAGAAGGUGCAAGUCACGAGUUGGAAUCCAGCAUAGGGUCACCAAGGAAGAUGCCAUGAAGUGGUUCCAGGUCAAAUAUGAAGGAGUCAUUCUCAACAAGGCCCAAAAUAUUGGCUCUUAAGAUUUUUCUGAGUAUGUUUGAUGCAGCUUUAGUGAAAAAAGGUUUUAUCCCAGUAGGGGUUUGUCGCAACUUUACCGAAAAAAAGGUUAAAUGAUUUUGUAGUUUUGUUCUCUGAAUUGCUGGAUCAAUGGUUCUGGAAUUUUUGUUCCAUGUUGCAUUUUGUAUACAGAUAUCUAUCUUAUUCUUAUUUAACAGUGAUUGAGUGCUUGCUUGCCUGAUC
Molecule: messenger RNA, 917 nt
Organism: Amaranthus tricolor (Joseph's coat)
Lineage: Eukaryota; Viridiplantae; Streptophyta; Magnoliopsida; Caryophyllales; Amaranthaceae
Product: 60S ribosomal protein L11-1
Exons: 5
Coding region: 149-697 (182 amino acids)
Biological process (GO): translation
Cellular component (GO): cytosolic large ribosomal subunit; ribosome
Molecular function (GO): RNA binding; structural constituent of ribosome
Source: RefSeq, a predicted model, not a curated record